This is a messenger RNA of Prorocentrum cordatum, 375 nucleotides long. The record is from the annotation of a GenBank genome assembly. Lineage: Eukaryota; Dinophyceae; Prorocentrales; Prorocentraceae.
UCGGCUCGCUUCGUGUACCUCGCUGGGUAUGUCUCGGGGCCCUUCUACGCCGUGAAAGGGGUUAUGGCUGGGUGCAGUUUCGCUACCUCGUUUGUAAGAGUAUACACUAUCGAGGCGUUUACCAAUCUCGUGUAUCCUAGCAAUGUAUCGUUCGACCAGCACAUCGACGAUAGCGCUGUGUCUGCUGUUGGAUCGGUCUCAGAAGUGCCGCAUGGUCUCAAGAGUGCCAGUGCUCAGCUGUUUCAAGCUAUCACGCACGAUUGCGGCUGCAAGACUGCUGUCGACAAGGCCGCACUUGUUAGCUCCAGUCAUGCGGUCACUAGGGCUAUGCGCAGUUUCCUGGGGCCUUAUGCUGGCACGGAGACCGACAGCGCG